AUGGAGAAGUACAGCACUGACAAAGAGCCCGUUACCGUCACCGCUCCGGACUCCGAUCUGGGACUCGCCGCAGGGCUCACGCACGAGGGUGAACUCCUGUCGCUGGAAUCUCUGGAUCCAGCUCUGGCCGCAAAGAUCAGCCUGCUGAACGAUGCAAUUGACGAUAUCGGCUUCACUGGCUAUCACGCCAAGCUGUUCUGCCUCAACGGCUUUGGGUAUGCGGCUGACUCGUUGCUGACCUUCCUCCCAAGUAUCACAGCAGGCAGCGUCGUUGCGGAAUACCACCCGAACUACACUCGAGCCGGUCAGCUCUCCCUGUACAUCGGUCUCGUAGUCGGGGCACUUUUCUGGGGCUGUUCUGCGGACAUCAUAGGCCGCAAAUGGGCUUUCAAUAUCACCCUGUUCCUCAGCUCUGUCUUUGCCAUUGUGGCCGGUGCUGCGCCGAACUAUGCCUCUUGGGGUGCUUUCAAUGCGCUCUCAGCCUUCGCCGCUGGAGGCAACCUGGUCCUCGAUACCACGGUCUUCCUGGAGUACUUGCCACAUUCGAAGACUUGGGUCGUGACCCUUAUGGCUGCCUGGUGGGGUGUUGGCCUGACUUUGGGAGGGCUUAUUGCGUGGGGUUUCUUGCCAAAUUUCAGCUGCGCUGCCACUGCAGACAUCUGCACCAAAUCUCAGAACAUGGGUUGGCGCUAUGUCUACUUCACCGCAGGCGGUGUUGUACUUCUUAUGAGCCUCCUCCGAGUUACCGUGAUUCGAUUUCAUGAGACACCAAAGUAUUCCUUGUGCCGGAAUGACGAUCAGUACGUCGUUGCGACCCUGCGCAUGAUUGCACAGAAGUAUAAUCGACCCUUUACUCUCACCGUUGAACAGCUUCAGGGCUGUGGACGAGUGAACACUGCACACGCUUCAACCAGGUUCUCCUUCUCCGAGCUGGCUGUUCACUACCGGGGACUGUUCAUGACACGAAGGUUUGGCCUCUCCACUGCGCUCGUUUGGACAUCCUGGGCGUUGAUCGGCCUCGCAUAUCCACUGUUUUAUAUUUUCUUACCGGAAUACCUGGCGAGCCGUGGCGCAGAUUUCGGCGAAUCUUCAGCAUAUAUAACUUGGAGAAAUUACGCCAUUACCAACUCUCUGUGCAUCCCCGGCCCCAUAAUUGCCGGCUUCCUUUGUCAAAUGAAGCGCUUCGGUCGGAAAUACACAAUGGUUUUCGGCGGCCUCAUUUCAAUGGCAUUCCUUUUCGGGUACACUGCCGUCCGAAGUGCGGAUGAAAAUCUGGGAAUCUCAUGUGCAAUCAGUGUCGCCAUUAACAUAUAUUACGGGACGUUGUACGCAUAUACCCCGGAGGUGCUUCCGUCCGCGCAUCGCGCAACGGGAAACGGAACGGCGGUCGGUUUCAACAGAAUUAUGGGCAUUGUGUCUGUGAUCGUCGCUACGUUCGCAGACACCUCGACUUCUGUGCCAGUCUAUCUGUGUGCGGCGCUGUUUGGCGUUAUGGCUUUGGUGGCUGCGUUGUUUCCGUUCGAGCCUGCCAGGGGUCGAAGUGUGUGA
Messenger RNA from Fonsecaea multimorphosa CBS 102226, 1548 nucleotides. RefSeq lists its product as uncharacterized. The transcript is spliced from 6 exons. Bases 1 to 1548 code for a protein of 515 amino acids. Gene Ontology annotation, molecular function: transmembrane transporter activity. NCBI's taxonomy places the organism in Eukaryota, Fungi, Ascomycota, Eurotiomycetes, Chaetothyriales, Herpotrichiellaceae. The record is from RefSeq and is a predicted model, not a curated record. Gene Ontology annotation, biological process: transmembrane transport.